GGACAUGUUUAACUACUUUACCUGAAACAACUACUUCACUUACAACUAACUCAAUAUCAAAGAAUAUUCACAUUACAAGCUCAACAUUGAAUCAUCCCUACAAACCAUCACUUACGAGUACAUUCGUUACGCGUACUAAACCACCUAAACCGCCUCAUUCUAAAACUCCAAAAAAUGACAACCCACCUCCACCUAGAGUUUCUAAAACUAAAGAUAAGCCUUAUAUCCCUGCAAUAACUGGCUCGCUUCCCUUAGCAACACCAACAGCAACAGUUUCAUUGGAAAACUUACCCUCAGCAAUCUUUGUUCAAGGUUCACUCGAUUCCACCGAUGCCUCAUCACCGAAUUUCGUUGGUAUGAAAGUAAAAUUAACACCCGCACUGCCUUGGAGCAGAAUUUGCAACGAUUCCGACAUUCCUGCAUUAUUUGCCAAUGUGCUUCCGAAAGAGAUAACGAAUGCCAUUUCCAAACAAAACAAUGUUAAAAUAUCAUCAGAUAAAAUAAUUGUAACGCAAUUAUUCCGUUCACAGAAUGAUGAUAUUGGGUUUGUGUACAUGAAAGUUCCAAAAACACAAUCUAAUGAUAUUGAAAAUGUUUUGGGAAAUACAACCAGCCCAUUUUAUAAGAAUAAUAAAUCACUAUUUAGAAAUUUAAUAGAUCCUAGCUCUAUUGCUCUAGAAGAUAAUUCGGUGGCAGACUCCCAAGAUGAGAAUUUAAAUAAUUCAUCCAACGGUUCAUCUAAUGGCAUUGGUGCAAUUAUUGUAAUAGCAGUUUGUGGAUCUACAUUAUUAUAUGCUGGAUUAACUGCGCUUGUGGUUCGAGCUUAUAGGAGGA
Racocetra persica is the source of this 834-nucleotide messenger RNA. NCBI's taxonomy places the organism in Eukaryota, Fungi, Glomeromycota, Glomeromycetes, Diversisporales, Gigasporaceae. The record is from the annotation of a GenBank genome assembly.